AUGGCCUCCAGCUUCAUGUUCUUCGUGUCCAUCCUGAUCUACCUCUCUUCCUUCGUCGGCAUGAUCGGCAACCUCAUUGUCCUCUUUGCCUUCCUGACGCACGCUGUCCGGCACAAGGCCCUCCAACCUCUGGACCGCAUCAUUGUCAACAUGGGCCUGGUGAACUUCUUCCUCUGUUGCUACAAGGCCAUUCCUGGGAUGCUGGUUUUCAGCAGCACCAAAGUCUUCGGUGUGGAGGGCUGCCGGGUUCUCCUGUACACCUACCACACCCUCAGGCUGAUCAGCAUCUGGUCAGUGGAGAACUUGAGUAUCCUCCACCUCAUCAAGAUCCGAAGGCCCAACUACCGAUGGACAAUGUUGAUCCACAGGCAUCAGUCCCGCUACGUCAACGUCACUCUCAUUGGUUGUUGGGUGGCCAGUGUCCUACUGCAAAUCCCUUAUUUGCAGUACGAGAAGACCGGCGGUCAGAGAAAUAAGACGAUUCCCUUCUUGGCAACUUCUACUUGCUUGAGAGCCACAGAGAGCUUCGCCAUGAAGUUUACCACCUACACAUCCAUUAGCCUUGACUUGGUGCUCAUUCUCUUGGUCGUGAUCCUCAACAGCUUCAUCAUAGACCUUCUCUGGAAGCACCACAGGAAGGUCAAAGCGUCGUCCUCUGUUGGAGGGACUGGGUGGAAUAAACACACGGCCCAAGCCACCAAAAUCCUGCUCUCCUUGCUCUCCAUUUACGUGGUCUGCUGGAUCGCGAACGACAUGGUCUGGCUCAUGAUCAUCUUGGGAUAUAACGGGAACAACAUGGAGAGUAGCUUUCUGAGUGCCAUGUACGGCGUGCUCUCCUCCAUAUAUUAUUCCGCCAGCUCGUACGUGAUGGUGUUUGGGUACAAAAAGGUCCGUGAAUAUCUUGCAGAAACGUGCUGGUGCUUGCGAUGUGGAAGGACCACGAUGGUUCAGGCAGUCUCCUUGGUGGAUGCGCUCCCCAGAUGA
Notechis scutatus (mainland tiger snake) is the source of this 984-nucleotide messenger RNA. RefSeq names its product vomeronasal type-1 receptor 93. Gene Ontology annotation, biological process: G protein-coupled receptor signaling pathway. NCBI's taxonomy places the organism in Eukaryota, Metazoa, Chordata, Lepidosauria, Squamata, Elapidae. Gene Ontology annotation, molecular function: pheromone receptor activity. The record is from RefSeq and is a predicted model, not a curated record. Gene Ontology annotation, cellular component: membrane.